Molecule: messenger RNA, 1763 nt
Organism: Limulus polyphemus (Atlantic horseshoe crab)
Lineage: Eukaryota; Metazoa; Arthropoda; Merostomata; Xiphosura; Limulidae
Product: serine/threonine-protein kinase ICK-like
Exons: 12
Coding region: 211-1635 (474 amino acids)
Biological process (GO): intraciliary transport; protein phosphorylation; intracellular signal transduction
Cellular component (GO): cytoplasm; nucleus; cilium
Molecular function (GO): protein serine/threonine kinase activity; ATP binding
Source: RefSeq, a predicted model, not a curated record
UAUGCUUCGUUGCUAUGGUUGAAAUAAGGCCUUAGCGUAGUUAUUCAUGUUUAAACAUUAUUAAGUUAAAUUUAGCGAAUUUGUUUGUGAUGAUAUGCAGGUUGUCUUAAAACUAUAUACAUAUUUUUAAGGCAUGUUCAUGGUGUCCCAGUUGUGAGUUUAUGGAUAUACAUGUAUGUUGAAUCACACCUUGCUUUAUAAUUCUUUCAAAUGAUUGUUGCCCAACAACCAGUUAAUUUAGCACCUCCAUCACCAGGUACAGUGUCUGGGAUGAAUCGCUAUGUUACACUUAGUCAACUGGGUGAUGGUACUUACGGAAGUGUUGUCUUAGGUCAGCGACUAGACACUGGAGAGAAGGUUGCUAUUAAAAGGAUGAAAAAGAAAUUUUACACUUGGGAAGAAUGUAUGAACCUAAGAGAGGUGAAGUCUUUGCAGAAGCUGAGCCAUCCAAACCUAGUUAAAUUAAAGGAAGUUAUACGAGAAGAUAACACUUUGUUCUUCGUUUUUGAGUACAUGAAAGAGAAUCUGUACCAACUUAUUAAAGACAGGGAUCGACCUUACCCUGAACCUGCCAUCAGAAACAUCAUGUUCCAGAUACUACAGGGACUAUCUUUCAUGCAUAAACAUGGCUUUUUUCACCGAGAUAUCAAGCCAGAAAACCUAUUGUGUAUGGGGCCAGACCUGGUGAAGAUUGCAGAUUUUGGAUUAGCCAGAGAGAUUCGAUCUCGCCCUCCAUAUACAGACUAUGUCUCCACUAGAUGGUACCGGGCACCAGAAGUCUUAUUAAGAUCCACCAACUACACUUCAGCAAUUGAUAUGUUUGCAGUUGGUUGUAUUAUGGCUGAACUGUACACUCUCCAACCUCUGUUCCCUGGACGUAGUGAGAUAGACCAAAUCUUCAGGAUAUGCUCAGUCCUUGGUACUCCUGAAAAGAGAGACUGGCCAGAAGGCUACCAGCUUGCAGCUGCUAUGAACUUUCGUUUCCCUCAGUUUUCAGAAAUGCCUUUAAAUAGCAUUGUUCCAAAUUGUGGUAAUGAAGGUAUUACCUUGAUGAAAGAUCUGCUUAGGUGGAAUCCCACAAAAAGACCAACAUGCAUUGUGUCCCUGAGGUAUCCCUAUUUUCAAGUUGGUCAAAAACUUGGAGGUCAGAAGCCAGCUCAGGAUUAUAAAGUGCAACCACCAACAAAAAACAAUGGCAAUAUAGAGAACAGACCUCCCAAGGGUGGUGUUCAGCAAGAAAGAAAAGUUGGAGGUCAAGCUCCGUUAGAAAACAGAGAUGGAAACAUUAGUGUUGUUGGAAGACCUAUUCCUCAGGGUCAGCCUCCUGUGCAGGCUAAAGGACCUUCACAUUUAUCAGCCAAGCAGCACUACAUGAACAAAGCUCGUUACGUUGCAGGACAAAAUACAAAAAAUGCAGCAAUUCAGGACAAUGAGAUAUCCCAAGAAAUGACUAUAAUUGGAAGAGGUUUAGGUGUUCAAAACGGUAGUGCUGUGCCUAAAGCCCCAAGUAAACAACCUCUUCAGGGAGUUCCAGAUACUGGGGCACGAAGAUCAGCAGGAAUACAGAGUCGAAUGUCUAGUGGUAGAUUUAACUACCCAGGCAAGACUGACUGGGCAGCCAAAUAUCUGAAGUAGAUAGCCACCUGGAGAGUUCAAAAGUACUUGUACAGUGUAAGAUAAAGGAAACAAUAUUCAACAGAUGUUUGCACUAAAUCAUCACAAUAAACAUUCAUAUUCACCAACAAGUUUACCAGAGGCUUUUC